Molecule: messenger RNA, 1395 nt
Organism: Anopheles coustani
Lineage: Eukaryota; Metazoa; Arthropoda; Insecta; Diptera; Culicidae
Gene: Zmynd10
Product: zinc finger MYND domain-containing protein 10 homolog
Exons: 3
Coding region: 1-1395 (464 amino acids)
Biological process (GO): motile cilium assembly; outer dynein arm assembly; inner dynein arm assembly
Cellular component (GO): centriolar satellite; cytoplasm
Source: RefSeq, a predicted model, not a curated record
AUGUCGUCUUACCCGUGUGCAAUUUUUCCCGAAGAAAUAGAACCGUUUGUGCAAAGCCUGCGAUCCUACGAUGUUGCGGAAAUCGGAAGCAAAGGUUGGAUGGAACAACAUGAGGUCCUUUUGAAACUGUGUCAGCAAGCCUACAUCGAAGCGUCCACCAAGCAGGGGGAAGUGGUCAAGGAAUAUUUGAUAUUGGAAGGUAAAAUCCCCCUGCUCAUCCAUGAGCUCUUCAGUGUACUCGUGUGGCGGACGAAGGUGUUGCCUCGCUUGUUGGCACUGGAGGACCCGGAGAGCAACUUCCAACUGUACAGCGUAAUUUACCAUGAGGUCAAUAUCGGAUCGAUGCUGGAAACGAUUCUUUACCAUCGGAGCACCUGCGAAGCACUCGGCGGUAACGCACUGGAUCUGAUUGACUACUGCGCCCAGGCGCUUGGCCGUCUGAUGGGACUGCUGGCGAACGGCUAUAAUGACCGUGAGGACGAUCCACCUCCGGAGCAGCUGCUCAACGAGUCGAUGAAGGAGGAAAUUUGUAGGAUGCAGCGUGGAUUAGAUUUUCGCAUCGGUAUGAAGUGUCUCUCGAUAAUUUCCUACCUGGUCGAUGGAUUGAAUCAACUACCGUUGAGUGCCGCAACGCGUUUGGUGCGCGUACACGACUUUCCGUGUUUGAUAGCGGAAAUUCUGCAUUCGAAACCGUGGCUUCGUCGGUCCCGCAGCGGAGUGUUCGAAAAAUUCCGUAAAGACAGUUGGCAGCCGGCCGUUGGUGAAGCGGUGCUGAAGGUUACCGAAACCGAAGCCCAAACGUGGUUCUGCCUGUACAAACUGCUCUUCAACGGUGAGGUGAUGCGGGACUACGAGAUAAACAAUUAUCGACAGCGGGAGAUUGGGAAAUGUGUGGGACUGCUCAAUGAGAACCUUUUGGAUCAGCUUCCGGCUUUGAUUCCACUGAAACAACACCUCUGCACGCUGCAAGUUACGAAAGAAGCAGGUGGAAACCAAACGAUGCGAAAUGAUGCCCUACUACUUGAGGAGCUGCCGGAAGUGCACGAUAAAUUGCUUACCAACGCACGAAGAAUCGGAUGGGAUAACAUUGUUGAACGCCAAAGGGCGAUUUUCAUCGACGUAAAACAGGAAGACGUUCGAGAGAUGGCGAAACGUAUAACCGCUGCUUACAACAUGGACCUGUUGGAAAACUACAUCACCAAAGAGGACGAGGAAGUACGUGUUUCCUUAAAACCAGACGAAGGUGCCGUUGGGGGGAAAGUGUGCGGGAAUUGUGGAGCACCUGCCGCUAAGAAAUGUUCCAAAUGUCUUCUAGUGUUUUACUGUUCACGUGACUGCCAGGUGCAAAACUGGCCGGAACACAAAGAACUUUGUCAUCAGUUUAAACUUGGGUGA